UCAUUCUCCGAUCAGCAAUCCAUGAGGUAUCUAGUACCCAACAUCUGAGAAAAGAGUCAUAGUAACGAGUAAAGAGUAUUUCUAACACAAGCAAUGGACCGUUACCCCCACCGACCUAUAUUCAUUUCUCGUAUAUAUGCUCAGAACAUCUUCUAUUCGCAACUAGUAACUACAGGCUCUUGCACUCUUGAUAAUCUUGCUUCGAACUUUUUAAUAAAUAAAAAAAAAAAAAAAAAAAAAAUCUUAAGAUUUCAAUCAAAAAACUUUUAAUUAAAUUCAGUGUCAUGAAUUAUUACUACCCAAAAUUAUCAUAAUGGCUUCCUAACUAAAGUGCGAUGAUACUAAGCUGAAAAAAAUUGUCAAUUAAAGUCAUCAGAUUAUCACAUGGAUGACAUAAAAAACGAUCAAGUGCUAAAUAAUGAAAACUGACGGUGCAAAAAAAUAUUUUCCUCGCCCGAAAUUACCCAAAUUAUUAUUAACACCAUUAUUAGAAUUAAAAUUACCAAGGACGAUAAAGCGUGUGUCAUCAAUAAUAUUUACUUUAACAGUACUUGCAAGUACAGUUGCCGCAGAGUAUGUUAACGAAACGAUUUCCAGUGAUUUUGUAUCACGAUGUCGCAGAGAUUGUGUUAUCAAGAGGGACGUUGUGGUCUGUGGUAAAUAUCGUGUUGCUAGGUGGUUAAACGACGUGCGUGAGAAGGAUUUCAGCUACGGGCCGAUAAAAUUUAUAAGGAUACCUGCAGUAACAGAAGAGCCAAUUCUGCCAAAAGUUCCAGCAAAGAAGGCUUACAAAUUCGGUGUGACAGAAACGCUGAAUUUUUUGCGUGAUACCGCAGAGGAAAUUAUUAAAAGACGUGCUCUAGUUUAUACUUUCCAACCGGCUUUGAGUACCGGUAGAUCAUUUUCAAACGCACCGAUCGUAUUGGACGAAGAUGAGCUUUUGCAAAUGCAAAAAGGCGGGAAAGAUAACUCACGGCUUUUCCAUAAAAAAAAGAAAGCAAUUAUCCUGCCAGUUCUUAUUCUGCUGAAUUUACUGAAAAUAAAAUUAAUUUUGAUUCCCAUAUUUUUGGGCGUGCACUUAAUUAAGAAAUUAAUAAUUAUUGGCGGUUUAUUCGUACCUGGAUUUUUAUCCAAACUGAGAAUCUGCAAGGUUCCUCAUCAUGGAUUUACUUUUCCAUUCCAUUGGGGCACUGCUGCUGAAGCUCCAGUUGAUUAUCCUUCUGGAUACGGUAAUGAAGAUCCAGGCUGGUCACAUAGGAACGACAUUUAUCCAGGACUACCAGGAUAUCCAGCGCCUUACCAUUAUCCUCCUGCGUAUUAUAGACAGCGAAGACAAAUUUAGUUAUUAAAAUAUUAAUUAUUAAUUUACAAUGAAAA
Molecule: messenger RNA, 1377 nt
Organism: Cotesia glomerata
Lineage: Eukaryota; Metazoa; Arthropoda; Insecta; Hymenoptera; Braconidae
Exons: 4
Coding region: 419-1342 (307 amino acids)
Source: RefSeq, a predicted model, not a curated record